UAAAAGCCGAUCCUUUCUCAUUGCAUAGCUUGUACCAGUUUACCGGGCUACAGUAUCCCUGCGGCGUGCUGGCUGGUCAGUGUCUCGUGUGAAUACGGUACAGCCGGCACAACACUAUGAAGCGUGCAAUCGCCAUUCUGUGCAUGGUCGCUUCGGCAACGAGCGGUGUGCUGUCGGUGCCCCGGUCCCACGCUUCGUACAGAAGCGUUCAAGAGCGUAUACGGCAGCUAGCGGAGGAGUUCAGCGCUCUUCAAGAUUCCUUCCGCCCUCGACACUGCGCAGACCUCCUUCACAACGGCCAAAACACAAGCGGUGUGUACACCGUGUUCCCUAAGGCCACUGGCACUUCAGGACAGAAUGUAUACUGCGACAUGGACACUGACGGCGGAGGUUGGACAGUUAUCCAACACCGCGGCCAGUACGGAAACCCUGCAUACUACUUCUACCGAAACUGGACAGAGUACGCCAACGGAUUCGGAAAUCCCGCUAAAGAAUACUGGAUCGGCAACAACGCCCUCCACGGUCUCACAUCCGGUGAUGAGAAUAUGGAUCUGUGUGUCGUAUUGAGCAACAGCACGGAAGAAACUGUCUUCCUUGGCUACCAGAAUUUCACAGUUGCGAGUGAAGAGCAAGGCUUUAGGCUUCAUCUGGGAAGUUAUACAGGAAAUAGAGGUUGGGACGCCAUUGGACCAGUUUCAGGCCAGAAAUUCUCAACCUUCGACCGUGACAAUGACAGUUCCACUGGUAAUUGCGCUGCCCGCUACCGUGGCGGAUGGUGGUACGGUCAUUGUCUAGGUGGCAACCUAAACGGGGUCAAUUUGAAUGGGCCCCAUGUUAGGUAUGGCGAAGGCAUUGACUGGGGCACAACAGAAGCUAUGUACCCCUAUUCUUAUCCAAACGUUCGAAUGAUGAUCCGACCAAGACGCUCAUGAUAGGUGGCCACCAAUGUGUGGCCUGCUGGGCUUAAAGGACACCCGCAUCUUUAUAACCAGAGUCCACGGGUGAUGUUGCAAAGCAGAAGAAGCUUCUUUUAUCUUGUUUUACAUUGCUCCAGUAGGUGCAGCGAAUGAAGAAGCACGGAGUACUAGAAUGGCGUAACGGUUUCUUGCCUGCUUGUA
This is a messenger RNA of Dermacentor albipictus, 1118 nucleotides long. RefSeq names its product techylectin-5A-like. Lineage: Eukaryota; Metazoa; Arthropoda; Arachnida; Ixodida; Ixodidae. The record is from RefSeq and is a predicted model, not a curated record.